GUCACGGGUUGUGUGAGGAUCGUUGUCGCAUGGCCGACCGGCAAUGUGCGAGUUCCUUCCGGAGCAGCCGCCAACGCACGAAGAGGUGUAUGACGGGUGGGCCUUCACCAUCCCUGAGACUGAUGCUUUAGUGCUGCAAAGCGGCCCGUGGUGGGCCGCCUGGAGAUGUCAAACCACUGUGAUCCUCUGCAAUCCAGCUGACUUUGGGCAUGGAAUCGUGCUGGCCCGCUGUCCGGACGCGGAGUCCGCCGAAGAGUUGGCACGAGCCGUCGCGAAGAGAGCAGAUCGGCAUUUGGACAAUCACUGCCUUUAUUUGCUUCUUCGGGGUUUGCGUGGAGGACCCUGCGAGUUGUCCCAUUUGCUGGGAGGACUUGCACUUGCGUCAGGCGGUCAUGCGCUGCUGCGGGCGCGGCCGCAGGCAUUACUUCCAUUUUGGCUGCGGUCAGCAUUGGAUCGAGGCUGCACAGGAUCUUGGACAAACUCCAUCCUGCCCAGUAUGUCGCAACCAGCUGCAAGUCAAGAAAGCCAAGCUAGAGCAGCUUUUGACAGGAGGCGAGGAUGCGCUUGAGGAACACGACCUCGUUGGGGAAUGGGCAAAUGAAUGCAUUCCAAGCCACUGGGAGGGCAUGUCCUUGGCCGAGAAGACCGGAUAUGCCGCUGGCUUGGCGGCUCAUGCGGUGCUGGGCUUUUCUCAGGCGGUUCAUGCGGCGGUGGGCCUUGCCCAGGCGAAGCCACGUUUGCCGCGAGUGGAUGUCUUGGCCUGAGUUGGGGAAAACAAGCCGAGGCUGCGAGAUAAGCAUAGAUGAGCAUUUUUCCCAUCCGAACCUUUGAUGGCUACUGUCGAUGCUUGCAUCUUGCCUUCAAAGUGUGUAAUUCAGUACCCCGGAACAAUUUUUUAUGUGUACUUAAGCUACCCCGUCGGAACGAUUCCGUGUGUACUUAGGCUACCCCGUCGGAAUGAUUCCGUGGGGCAUGCACUUGUGCUGUGAAGGGCCACAGAGCCACAGAGCUUCCAGCAAACCCAGACGAGAG
This is a messenger RNA of Effrenium voratum, 1032 nucleotides long. Lineage: Eukaryota; Dinophyceae; Suessiales; Symbiodiniaceae. The record is from the annotation of a GenBank genome assembly.